Lucilia sericata (common green bottle fly) is the source of this 1210-nucleotide messenger RNA. RefSeq names its product insulin receptor substrate 1 (gene chico). The transcript is spliced from 5 exons. Lineage: Eukaryota; Metazoa; Arthropoda; Insecta; Diptera; Calliphoridae. The record is from RefSeq and is a predicted model, not a curated record. Bases 507 to 1190 code for a protein of 227 amino acids. Gene Ontology annotation, biological process: insulin receptor signaling pathway. Gene Ontology annotation, cellular component: cytosol; plasma membrane. Gene Ontology annotation, molecular function: insulin receptor binding; phosphatidylinositol 3-kinase binding.
AUUUCUGAAUUCGACGACGACACUAUCCUAUAAUUAAUAUAUCUUGUACAUUAGAUUCAUGGCGAAACUAAUAAGGUGAUGUAAUUUCAGCUGAUUGUUUUUUUGUCCAUGGAAAUUCAGCUCGAAGUUGUCAAACUCCAAAUAAUAAAAUUUUCCCUCAAACCUGACGCUUUCAAACUACAUAAAAAAAAUUUCAUGAAUUCGCCGCAAAAUGAAUUGACUUCACCUUAUAGUCUAUUCGCCUUGAUUAUAUUAUUAAUUUAGUUUGUUUUAUUCACACGUCAAAACAAUCGCGGUACCUUCCGAAUAAACCAGAUUAUUUUUAACUACUGAACAUGAACGAAUAAAUUAAAUACAUAUGUAUGUACUAUAUUAAUUUAUAAAUAUACCAGUGUAAAAACAGUAAAAAAAUAUGGAUAUAUCAUAAGAUAUAUGAACAAAGUGUGUCAAUAAUAAAGCAGUAUAAAUAGCAAACCUAAAAAGUCGCCUUACACAUAGAAAACAAAAUGUCGAAGCAACGUUUAUCAGCUUUAAAUGAUGAUGGUGUUCUGCUUUGCGGGUAUUACAAAAAGUUAAAGACAAUGAAGAAAAAAUUUUUUGUGUUGUAUAACGAAACUCCAUGUAAGGUAGCACGAAUAGAAUACUAUGAUACUGAAAAAAAAUAUAAAUCGGGUUUUACUCCGAAACGAAUAAUUAAAAUUAAAAAUUGUUUUAAUAUUAAUCGCCGGUUUUACACAAAGCAUGAUUUUGUUAUUGUACUUGCAUCAAAAGAAGGUGGAUUUGGAAUUGUUAUGGAUUCAGAAGAUGAAAUGAACACCUGGCUAAACCAUUUGUUGCAUUUACAAAGAUCAGGAGAAACAUGUUUUGAUUUUCCAAAGUUUGAUUAUGUCUGGCAAGCCGUAAUACAAAAGAAAGGAAUAGCUGAACAACAAAAUAUUUUUGGAAGUUACCAUAUAUGUCUUACUAACAAAUCAGUUACAUUUAUAAAAAUAGGUCGUGAAAAAAAUGUGUCCGAUAAAAAAAUUACUAGAAUUGAGGUUUUACUUACAACAAUACGCAGGUGCGGAGACUCCCAGUGUUAUUUUUAUAUGGAAAUUGGAAGACAAAGUUCGCUUGGUCCAGGCGAGUUAUGGAUGGAGACAGAAGAUUCUUUAACAGCUCAAAAUAUGCAUAGAAUGAUUCUAAGGUAAAUUAUAACAAAUUACUUAAU